AUGCCGUCACAGCGACCAUUCUUCCUCUCCUCCUUCUUCAACUCCUUUCGACAACAAGCCCCUGCCCUCUCUCAACAAGCCACCAAACACACGUCGCAGGCCGCAUCUGCAUCUGCUGCCGCAGCCUCCACAUCAGCCGCGGCCGCAGCAUCUUCCACUCCAUCGUCCGCCGCCCGCGCAAUCUCCACAAACGCUGCCACAACAUCGUCCACCAACGUCGCCAUCCACACGCCGCGCGGUUCUCCCGGCGGCCCCAUCCCCAUCCCCAACGGCUCUCGCAGAAGGGGUAGCGACAGCAGUAGCGAAGGCUUUCGCGAUGCGCUCGGCGCGGAUAAGUGGUACAUCGGCGGCAGGACGGCGGCUGGGGAGGAGAAGUUCUUCAAGAUGGGCGUAAUUCGAAGGGUAAGGAGUAAUGAUGGCUUGAGUCUUGAUCGUCUGAGUUUAUAG
Molecule: messenger RNA, 447 nt
Organism: Trichoderma asperellum CBS 433.97
Lineage: Eukaryota; Fungi; Ascomycota; Sordariomycetes; Hypocreales; Hypocreaceae
Source: RefSeq, a predicted model, not a curated record